AUGGACAAAUUCAGAAAAAGUAAUAAGUUGCAAUACAUAAGAAAUACUUUUAAAGAAAGAAUAUUGUUUUUCGGACAAAAUAGCGGGUUGCACGGCUGCCGACAUGUGUUUAAAGACGAUGCUCACUUCGUGUUCAGGUUAUUUUGGAUACUGAUCCUGUUGGCAUCGGCAUGGUGUUUGUAUUUAUUAUUGGAGUCAGUGAUGGAGCAUGGCGACGAGAUUGGCUUCGGGCUGGACACCCGCUAUCUAACUUGGACUACCACAUUCCCAGCGGUUACAGUCUGCGAGAUUUACCACCAGAGAACGGCAGAGAAAAAGCUCGUGGAACGUUAUCCAAAUCAAACGAAAACUCUGAACAGUGACUAUAAGAAACACUUGAGUGCGGUGGUUUAUGGCCGGUAUAAUAACAACAUUAAAAAACUCGAGCAGUCUUGCGGAGGAGUUAUACCUUGCGACUUGAAAUGGAGAGAUAUGGCAGAAAAUAUACGACUGAAGUGUACUGAAAUGUUAUCCGACUGUUCGUACAACAACAUCGAGUUCACUUGUUGUGAUAAAUUCCUAGUCGUGGACUCCGAAUAUGGUCCUUGUAUCUCUUUCAAUACAUUGCAGAAUGUAAAUGCUGAUAUCGAUGAUUUAUUUACGGUAAACAUAACUACUGGUCCGGGAGUUCUAAAGUUUAGACUAUUGGAAAAUGCUGAAGUUUCCGUACACAGUCCUGAAGAAUUAUCAACAAAUAAUUUAAACGUCAAAUACAAAUUCGAGGUGAUGUUGUAUUUGGCCAACCGUGUAGAGUAUUUGUUCUCGCUUGUGGAAAUUGAGAAUGAUCCGAUGCUGCAGACUGAAGGUCUGGACGUCAGGCGCUGCCGGUAUCAUCGGGAGCUUCCUGCAGAUCCUCUUUUUGUUUAUCCGGUGUACUCUGUUGGCACUUGUUAUUUGGUGCAAGACACGAUACAUUUAUAUGAUGAUUGUGGAUGUGUUCAUCCCAUUCGAGAUCUUUCAUAUAAAAACAAGUUCUGCAAUUACACUGGUUUAACUUGCAUAUCUAUGGUACAAGAGCGUGAGAAGUUGAAAGUGGAUAAAGACAAAAAUACGAUGUAUGGAAACUGUUUACCGUCUUGUGAGGAAGUAGAAGUUACCGCUAUUCACCUGACUAGGAACUGGGUACCCGAGGAGCCACGCAAAGGUACUUUGGUCACCAUACGAAUGUCGUCGCUGCCCACAAUACGUUUCCAGAGGAAUUUAUUGCGCACUGAUCUAGAUUUAGUCGUAUCUGUGGGAGGCAUAGUGGGAUUAUUCUUCAGUGCUUCUGUACUAACCGUUGUCGAAAUAUUCUAUCUUCUCUUUAGAAAUAUACGAUAA
Molecule: messenger RNA, 1359 nt
Organism: Achroia grisella
Lineage: Eukaryota; Metazoa; Arthropoda; Insecta; Lepidoptera; Pyralidae
Product: pickpocket protein 19-like
Exons: 11
Coding region: 1-1359 (452 amino acids)
Biological process (GO): sodium ion transmembrane transport
Cellular component (GO): membrane
Molecular function (GO): ligand-gated sodium channel activity
Source: RefSeq, a predicted model, not a curated record